Messenger RNA from Amorphotheca resinae ATCC 22711, 1804 nucleotides. RefSeq lists its product as hypothetical. The record is from RefSeq and is a predicted model, not a curated record. The coding region runs from base 46 to 1515 and encodes 489 amino acids. Lineage: Eukaryota; Fungi; Ascomycota; Leotiomycetes; Helotiales; Amorphothecaceae. Gene Ontology annotation, cellular component: precatalytic spliceosome; Prp19 complex; catalytic step 2 spliceosome. Gene Ontology annotation, molecular function: protein binding. Gene Ontology annotation, biological process: mRNA splicing, via spliceosome. The transcript is spliced from 3 exons.
CAUUCCACCGCCCACCAGUAUCACAUACAUUUCCAAGCUCUAGAUAUGUCGGUUGCAGUCGCGGUCAAUGAAACUGUCAAUGAGAGCUUCGAUGUCGAUCACCUCAAGUCGCUUGUGAAACAAAACGCCAAAAGAUCAAGAGCGCUCUUCGCGGAAAGCCAGACCAAGGAUGCUCCAGAGGUCACCGAAUUAGCUGACCGCGUGGGAAUCGCUGCGCGCAUACGCUCCGAGUAUGAUGAUGUUCGCGAGUUACCACCAGCUCUUGCAGCCAAGCAAGCAAACGCCGCCGGUCCUCGCAAGAAGAAGCCGAAGACCACGACCGAUGACAAAGACGCCUCUGACGCGCGGACGACGAAACUUAUAGAAGGGGUAGUCUCGAAAGAUCAGAAUGGUGGCAGCAGCUCAUCAACAGCAUUAACGGUCCGGGGGCGUGGUGCAACAGAGAACCUCCCGCCCAAUGCCAAUGGUCCUACAGCGCAACGAAACCUCCCCUCUUCGAGUCUUGUUCGCAAACAAGCGGUUAUGCAGAUUAAGCCUGAGUGGCACGCGCCGUGGAAGCUGAUGCGUGUUAUUUCUGGGCAUCUGGGCUGGGUUAGAAGUUUGGCGGUGGAACCUGAGAAUAAGUGGUUUGCAAGUGGCGCAGGAGACCGAACCAUCAAGAUCUGGGAUCUCGCGACUGGGUCUCUUCGUCUUACCUUGACGGGGCACAUAUCGACAGUGAGAGGUCUAGCAGUUUCUCCCCGACAUCCAUAUCUUUUCUCCUGUGGUGAAGACAAGAUGGUCAAGUGCUGGGAUCUCGAGACGAAUAAGGUUAUCAGGCAUUACCAUGGCCAUCUUAGUGGUGUUUACACUUUGUCACUUCACCCGACUCUUGAUGUUUUGGUCACAGGCGGUAGAGAUGGUGUUGCAAGGGUCUGGGAUAUGCGGACGCGGAGUAAUAUUCACGUUCUGUCAGGGCACAAGGGCACGGUAUCCGACGUCAAGUGUCAGGAAGCCGAUCCGCAGGUCAUUACCUCCUCUCUCGAUUCAACAGUACGACUCUGGGAUCUUGCUGCAGGAAAAUCUAUGGGCGUUUUGACACAUCACAAGAAGGGUGUAAGGGCACUGACUACCCAUCCGAAGGAAUUCACAUUCGCGAGCGGCAGUACUGGAAGUAUUAAGCAAUGGAAAUUGCCCGAAGGCGCGUUCAUGCAAAACUUCGAGGGGCAUAAUGCCAUUAUCAACACUCUUUCUGUUAACGAGGAUAAUGUUUUAUUUUCCGGAGGUGAUAAUGGAUCGAUGAGUUUCUGGGACUGGAAGUCAGGAUACAGGUACCAGGCCUUAGAUACCACUGCCCAACCAGGUUCACUAGACGCAGAGGCGGGAAUCAUGAGUUCGACAUUUGAUCGUACAGGACUUCGAUUAAUCUGUGGAGAGGCGGAUAAGACCAUCAAAGUAUGGAAGCAGGACGAGAACGCAACUCCAGAAACUCAUCCGCUGGAGUGGAAACCGACCCUGGGGAGGCAAAAGUUUUAAUGAGUCGGACACUGCGUUUCCAGAUUUCUAGGUCUUUGAAGAUCUUAAAAAGCCUAGAAACAUUGUAAAAAAUCAGGGGUUUAUUUGCAUCAUUGGGCGAAUGGCGCGGGAAAGGGAGUUGGUUAGACUACCAGAUGGGUAAUAGGUCUCCUGGUGGCAUUGAUUCAUUUAUACCUACUUAAAAUCCAAGAUUCUUGAUCUCUGGAUCAUCUUUGAAAGCGAGUUUUACAUCUUCCUCACCAAUACUCAAUCGAAUCUUGCUUGUGCGAUCGGCCUUUUGUGUCUCCAG